AUGGUUUCACUAGAGGUCGCUCUACGACAGAUGCUGGUGUGGCACUUCUCAAACAUAUAUAUGACGCCUGGGAGAGAUCACAAAAUGCUAUUGAUCUCAAAUCCACGAGUAUGCGUAAUCGGAGCUGGGAUAGCAGGACUGACUUCAGCCAAGCAUUUACAAGAUGAAGGUAUCGAGUUUGUCGUUUUCGAAUCGUCGCGAUAUGUCGGCGGCACCUGGCGAUAUGACCCCAAAGUGGGCACCGAUGAAAACGGCCUGCCGAUACAUACCAGUAUGUAUAAACAUUUGAGGACGAAUCUACCAAAACCUACUAUGGAAUUCAAAAGUUUCCCUGUGCCAGAAGACAUGGCUUCGUUUCCGACCUGGAAAACUUACUACGAAUAUAUUCAGGAUUAUACCAAGCACUUUGAUUUGGAGAAACAUAUUAAGUUCCUACACAAGGUUAUAUUAGUUUCGAGGGUAGGAAAUAUUUGGAAGGUCAAGUAUCAAAACGUUUUGACUAAUGAAGAGUUUGAUAAUGAAUUCGACUUUGUCUUAGUUGGCACUGGACAUUUUAGUAAACCGAAUAUGCCUAAUUUUUUGGGAGAAGAGAAAUUUUCAGGUUCAAUAAUCCACAGUCACGAUUACAGAGAACCAGACCGCUACAAAAACCGUAGAGUUCUUAUAGUAGGUGCCGGUCCAUCAGGCAUGGAUAUCACUAUGGACGUAGCCUACGUCAGCAAGACUCUCAUCCACAGCCACCAUUCGAAAGUCCCCUUUCGAACAAAAUUUCCAAAACACUACUUAAAAAAACCAGAUAUUAAAGAAUUUACCGAAACAGGAGUCAUAUUCGAAGAUGGAAGCUACGAGGAUGUUGACGAUGUCAUAUAUUGUACAGGUUACGAAAUUUACUACCCAUUUUUGGACAAAAGUUGUGGAUUAGACAUAACUCCUCGAAGCAUACCUCAUUUGUACAAGUACAUGGUUAAUAUAAACCAACCUACAAUGAUGUUUCUGGGACUUAUCGUACGAGCUUGUCUAGUUGUGGCGAUUGACACUCAGUCUCAAUACGCAACGGCUGUAAUAAAAGGUAACUUCACGCUACCUUCAAAGGAGCAAAUGUUAGAAGAAUGGGAGAGUCGAGCUAAUGUCAUCAGAUCAAAGGGUCGACCUUUUUCUGACAUACAUUUACUAGCUGAGAAAGAAGAUGAAUACUACGCUGAUUUGACAAAGGAAUCCGGUAUAGACCGAGUGCCUCCAGUCAUGUUCAAUAUGCGAAUAAAAAACAUGCAUAUGAUGUUGGAAAAUUUGUACACGUUCAGAGACUACGUUUACACGGUCAUUGAUAAUGAGAACUUUAGCAUUCAAAAAUAUAAUGAAUCCAAUCAUUUUAGUUGAAGAAAUUUACAUGUACUUACAUUACAUUUUACAAACAUG
Molecule: messenger RNA, 1416 nt
Organism: Melitaea cinxia (Glanville fritillary)
Lineage: Eukaryota; Metazoa; Arthropoda; Insecta; Lepidoptera; Nymphalidae
Gene: FMO2
Product: senecionine N-oxygenase-like
Exons: 8
Coding region: 1-1377 (458 amino acids)
Molecular function (GO): N,N-dimethylaniline monooxygenase activity; flavin adenine dinucleotide binding; NADP binding
Source: RefSeq, a predicted model, not a curated record